AUAUGGGCGAGACGAUCUCGCCCAUGGGUUUCCAGGGUUAGGGGUUUGAAUUGCUUGAGUGAACGCUCAAGCACCAAGUCGCACGCAGCACGGUUCCUCAACACCCCGCCACGGGCAAGCACAUACGCGAACCUAACAAACCAACCCACCGACGACACCGGCCUUGGGAUUUCGCAAAACAGAAAACUGCGCCAUUCAUCUCGCGAUUUUCCCCCCGCUUUCCGAGAAUAUAAACAACUCGGUUGUUUGUCGUGACGCCACCCGUGAUAAUCGCCGCGUACCCAGGGAAGAAAGAAAAAAAAAAAAAACAAGUACAAUUUUACAUACCUAUACGUAUACGAUACCAAAAUGGCCUCUGAAGCCAUGGACCUCGACGAGCCGGUCCGGCAAGGACGCGGCGACGGCUCGGCGUCCAACAACAUCAUCAUCAACAACAACAACAACAACAACAACAACAAUAGCAGCAGCAACGACGUGAGCUCGGCCAAGCUGGCCGCCAUGCAGACGGCGACCAAGGCGACGGCGGUGCGGUCGAUCGAGGGCUGGAUCGUCAUGGUGACCAACGUGCACGAGGAGGCCGACGAGGAGGCCAUCCACGACAAGUUCGGCGAGUUUGGCGAGAUCCGCAACGUGCACCUCAACCUGGACCGCAGGACCGGUUACGUGAAGGGCUACGCGUUGAUCGAGUACACCACGCUGGAGGAGGCGCGCGCGGCCAUCGACGGCGCCAACAACACGGACCUGCUGGGCCAGACGGUCAAGGUCGACUUUGCCUUUGUGCGGCCGCCGCCGGGCAAGGCGACCAACAAUACGCGGCCAGGCGGCGGCGGCGGCGGUGCCGCGCGGGGAUCGAACCGCGGGGCGCGCAGCGGGAGGAGCCGGAGCCGCAGUCCCGGCGCGGGGAGGGAUGAUUGAUGCUGCUCUCCUCUCCGUGAAGGGCCGAGGGAAAGAUUAAGAGGGCGGACCCGGGGCGGGCUAGCGCUGCUGGAGGGGCAUUGGGCAAAAAAAAAAGAAAAGAAAAAUUAGGCUGAGGAUUCCGUCG
This is a messenger RNA of Thermothelomyces thermophilus ATCC 42464, 1042 nucleotides long. RefSeq lists its product as uncharacterized. Bases 349 to 915 code for a protein of 188 amino acids. The transcript is spliced from 2 exons. Gene Ontology annotation, biological process: RNA splicing. NCBI's taxonomy places the organism in Eukaryota, Fungi, Ascomycota, Sordariomycetes, Sordariales, Chaetomiaceae. The record is from RefSeq and is a predicted model, not a curated record. Gene Ontology annotation, molecular function: mRNA binding. Gene Ontology annotation, cellular component: cytoplasm; exon-exon junction complex; nucleus.